AAACAUCAAAGCUGCGCUACACGAACAAACUCUAAAGAGUUCAGACUCAGCGGACUCCUACAAAGUUUGAAUUCAACUUGAAAGCGCUCCAGGCUGUUAAUCCUUGGCAUUACGCAAACACCACGGAAGUGGUUUUCUGGCACAGUUAAUAUUCAAGACUCGCCUGACCGUCCAUUUUCGCUCUUUGCGAGAUCUCUCCCGGUCGAAAUGGCGGCAGAGAAGAGCCUGCAGAGGGUCACGCUGACCAGCAACGAUGGCACCCAAAUCGAAGUUGAUCGUGCGGUGGCCGAGCGGUCAAUACUGAUCAAGAACUUGAUCGAUGACUUGGGAGAGUCGGCCGUUGCUUCCGACGCGAUUCCGAUUCCCAACGUGAAUGACGCCGUCCUGCGCAAGGUCCUCGAGUGGUGCGAGCACCACCGCAAUGACCCGCCCCAGUCAGCCGACGAUGAGAAUGACAACCGCAAGAAGACUACCGACAUCGACGAGUGGGAUCAGAAGUUCAUGCAAGUCGACCAGGAGAUGCUCUUCGAGAUCAUUUUGGCUGCCAACUACCUCGACAUUAAGGCCCUCUUGGACGUUGGUUGUAAGACGGUUGCCAACAUGAUCAAGGGAAAGUCGCCUGAAGAGAUCCGCAAGACCUUCAACAUCACCAACGAUUUUACGCCCGAGGAGGAAGAGCAGAUCCGCCGGGAGAACGAGUGGGCUGAGGACCGUUGAAACUCCCUAUCGCCUACGGGGACUUCCGGUCUCGAACACUUGCCCAUCCUGGAACUGCAUUGAGCGGGACCUUGCCUUUAGAGCCCGCCCUCAACGCCGGUCCCGUUCGGCUACUCUCCCCAAUGCUAUCCCGUACAUGGCGUUACGGUAUUGAUCUGAGGGUUGUGCUCCGGUGCUUUUUUCGGUUUGCUUUUUCUUUAAGGGGGGAAGAGGGAGAGAAGGGUAAUCGCCAGGUAUGUCGCCAGGUAUUUCUGCCAGGCGGCCCGGCUUUUUAGCUUUCUAGCAUUAAGGGAAGACAAUACGAGGGAUUAACGCUGCAUUGAUCAUUAUGUGCAGCGCUGAGGACGUCGCUUGUUCCUCAGCUCUGAUCGUCGUGCGGUAGCGCCGGGCAUCUUGCCACAUACGGUGAAGGUCCAAAUCAGAGAACACAUCGCCAUU
Molecule: messenger RNA, 1155 nt
Organism: Thermothielavioides terrestris NRRL 8126
Lineage: Eukaryota; Fungi; Ascomycota; Sordariomycetes; Sordariales; Chaetomiaceae
Exons: 4
Coding region: 208-717 (169 amino acids)
Biological process (GO): mitotic cell cycle; SCF-dependent proteasomal ubiquitin-dependent protein catabolic process
Cellular component (GO): cytoplasm; nucleus
Molecular function (GO): cullin family protein binding
Source: RefSeq, a predicted model, not a curated record